Pomacea canaliculata is the source of this 1654-nucleotide messenger RNA. Its product is annotated as glycosaminoglycan xylosylkinase-like. Lineage: Eukaryota; Metazoa; Mollusca; Gastropoda; Architaenioglossa; Ampullariidae. Gene Ontology annotation, molecular function: phosphotransferase activity, alcohol group as acceptor. Gene Ontology annotation, biological process: protein phosphorylation. The coding region runs from base 40 to 1485 and encodes 481 amino acids. Gene Ontology annotation, cellular component: Golgi apparatus. The transcript is spliced from 9 exons. The record is from RefSeq and is a predicted model, not a curated record.
CCUGCUCCGACAGACAAAACUGUUAAUUAAGAGCACGGAAUGGAUGAAGAGUCGGACAUCUUCCCUACAGGGCAACUAAUUAACCAAUAUCACGAUCACGGCCACAACUUUACACCCGAUGGAUGGUCGCCCAUCCCUGCUUCCGUCCGACCACUGCGCGAAGCACACGAACCAUCCAGGCAUACAUCGUCAUGGAAACGUGCAUACAUUCCCGGACUCGUCAAGCACCGGCUGCGACUUCUGGUUGCAGUUGCCGUGGCGGUGAUCAUGUUCUGCUUUAGCCUCUCGGACACCGCCCUCCACACAAGUCCAGCUUCCCCGUGGGCGAAGGAGACCACGGAGGACAAGGAGACGAUCGUUCCCACACUUGAACUGAAAGUCGAGCGUCUUGUCCAGAAACACCGGGUGGAUCUCAACCGCUCGCUCGUUGGAGCGCUGUCACCCUGGCAGACCGCCUCCGCCUGGGUGACAUCUCGCCAGAUCAUACCCGACUUCGCCCCGCGUCUUGGGGCCAUUCUUGGCGCCUUGGCUAAGGGAGAAGUCACUCAGGCAAACAUCAACACCGCAGGCACACAGCUAAAGCUCACCUUGGAGUUGGAGGGUCAACAGAUGGUGGUCUUCAAGCCGAUGUUUUAUGAAAGGAGCACUUUUUUAGCACUUGCAGGUAAACUAGGCAGGGACAGACACAAUGCUGAAAUUGCGUCUUUUCACCUUUCAAGGAUUUUAAAUAUCCGAAGGGUUCCCUUAGCUGUUGGCCGCUUGCUCAAUCUUCGUGGCGAGGUCAUACCAGUGGCGACCCAGUCGCUUAUGGAGACUUUCUAUGUCAAAGAUGGCAGAGAUUGUUUCUACGGUGCGUGUCGCCACUGUACCGAACUAUCUGGUGUUUGUACGAAUCAAAAGCUGCUGGAAGGGGUGGUAAUUCUGUGGCUGCCACCUGAGAUAACUCUCAGCAAGGUUCGUCAUCCCUGGAGGCUAGACUUCAAGACAGCUAUCCUAAACAAGUUCAACGAAUCUGAAAACAGUUCGCACAAGACGUACUGUGACGUACUCCGCCGACUAGACGUGUACAGACGUCAUCGAUUCCUGCUGCUGGACAUCAUGGACACGGCCGUCUUCGACUUCCUCACUGGAAACAACGACCGUCAUCACGUCGAGUUCACCAAUGACACCGAUACUGGAAUGCUGGUUAUGUUGGACAACGGCAAAAGUUUCGGCAACCCUUAUUAUGAUGAAGUCGCCAUCCUCGCUCCAUUACAAGACUGCUGCAUGUUGAGGAUGUCCACGUGGAACAGCUUGCAGCUGCUGCGGGACGGUGUUCUCAGUCGGGUCUUGAAGGAGGUGUUGAGGUCCGACCCCAUCCACCCGGUGUUGAUAGACAGCCAUUUCCUGGCACUGGACAGACGGCUGAAGAAAGUGUUUCAGGAGCUGGACACGUGCGUGCAGACAACUGGCUUGGACAAUGUGCUAGUCGAUGAUGGUCUUUGAUAACGACCUCAGUGAAUUUAGGAGAAUUAUUGUAUAUAUUUACAUAAGCAUAGACAUUUGUAUGUUUAUGAAUGCAUUUAUAGCUGCGUGUGCAUGUGUUUAUAUAUGUGUGUGUGUGAGGAGAGAGAGAGACUUACAUCUGUGUAUGUGCAAACACAAACGCUGUACA